AUGGCGGCGGCCCGGUGUGGCCGGCGAUCUAGAUGCGGUGGUGCCGGCGGCUCACUGAUCUGCCGGUACUCCAGGGUCUGCCUGGUGGUGCUGGUGGUGACGGCGGCCCGUGCACGAGAGUUGGAUCCCUUCGAACUGAUCUGGUUAUUUGGACCUCCAGAGGAUAGUUGUGUGUCCCUCGAUGAGUCCAGGAUUGAGGAUGUGCCUCAACUAACUGCUAAUGAUAGUGAUAUUUUGGUUGCCCCGUUCUCGGAGAAGGAGGUGUUUGAUGCUAUAGCGCAGAUGAAAAACAAUAAGGCUCCCGGGCCAGAUGGUUUCCCGGCGGAGUUCUACAAAAAGUCCACGCGCGUCGGUCGGACCCGGUCGUACAAGUUGGUGGCGCGCGCGGCCCGCCGGCUGUGGCAGUGGGCGGACGAGUGGGCGCAGGCGAACCAGUACUACAAGGUGCCGUGCUUCGGCGGCGGCGACGGGGCCGAGAACCCGCUCUUCCGCAAGGCGGCGGCCUACGUGGCGUCGCUGCCGUCGCUCGAGGACGCAGACGUCGCCUGCGUGCUCUCCUCCGCCCGCAAGAGCAACGACUUCUCUCUCCAGCUCGGCCCGGGCCACACCGCGCAUGACGCCUUCCUCGGCGCGUGCCUCGCGUGCACCAACGGCGGGGAGCGCCUGGUCCUCCGCGUGCGCCGCCAUGACCGCUCGCGCAUGCUGCGCCCCUACCUGCAGCACGUCGUGUCCGUCGCCGACGUGAUGGAGCUGUGCCGCCGCGAGCUGCGGCUCUACGCCAACACCGGCGCCCUCGCGCCGCGCUGGGCGUCGGCCCUCUUCACCCACCUGGCCACGCUUGACGCGGUCGCCAUGGACCCAGAGCUCAAGACCCGCGUCCGCUCUGACCUGGAGAGCUUCCUCAAGGGACGCGCCUACUACCACUGCUUGGGCCGCGUCUGGCGCCGGAGCUACCUGCUCUACGGCCCGCCCGGCACAGGCAAGUCCACGUUCGCCGCUGCGAUGGCGAGGUUCCUCAGGUACGACAUCUACGACAUCGACCUCUCCCGCGCCGGCGCCGACGAACUCCGCGCGCUGCUCGUGGACACCGCCCCGCGGUCGCUAACGGGCGGCAGGCGAGCGCCGUCAGCCGUUAGCGCGGCCGCCGUCAUGACCGGUGGGCCAGCUCUGUGA
Molecule: messenger RNA, 1173 nt
Organism: Aegilops tauschii subsp. strangulata
Lineage: Eukaryota; Viridiplantae; Streptophyta; Magnoliopsida; Poales; Poaceae
Source: RefSeq, a predicted model, not a curated record